Marasmius oreades (fairy-ring Marasmius) is the source of this 669-nucleotide messenger RNA. RefSeq lists its product as uncharacterized. NCBI's taxonomy places the organism in Eukaryota, Fungi, Basidiomycota, Agaricomycetes, Agaricales, Marasmiaceae. The coding region runs from base 1 to 669 and encodes 222 amino acids. The record is from RefSeq and is a predicted model, not a curated record. The transcript has 4 exons.
AUGGAAACACCAACUUCACCACCCCAGCCAACGCCAACUCCAACUAGUACGACCAGGACUGACGACAACGCAGUCUCCUGGAUCAAGCGACUUCUCUGUAUACCUGCUCUUGGUCUCUUGCUUUGGGUUAGCUACUCAAUCUACACACCUGACACUGCGGCGACCAGCUUUCGAAUUUUAUUCUCCAUCAUCUAUCUCCUCGCAGUACUUGCACCGCUGUUCACAAAAAACGAUCCUCCAAGCGAGUUUCUUGCAACGUGUUGUCACUGGCUCGGAACCUACGAUCUAAUUUCAUUACUAUACACAACCGUAACACCCAACGGCGUUCUCAAGCUCCUAUUACUCCCCUCAUACAUAAUCAUUGCUUUUCUCCUCACGGCACCAAUCAUGACAUCCCUCCUGAUUCUUGUUGAGGGCAAGUUCGACUCCGAACGGUUGGGUACCUUUGGGGACCUUGUGCUAUGGAUAAAGGCCCAGCUACUCUUCGUUUACCACAAGGUUGUAAGUGCUUUUAUUUUAUCAUUGCAUAAGAACAGAUAUGAACGUGGUUUUGGUUUUUUUCAUCGUGUCAGACACAACCCACCGACAGACACAGAGAAGUGUCCGAAUCAAAUCAAACAGACUCGGCGGGAAGAGAAGGACAAGACUGAAUUGGAAACUCAGAAUUGA